CGUGAUUCCCACUCGCUUCCUAAAUAGCAAGCAGGCUGCUGCUCAGACAGAAAAGACGGGGUUUUUGUCGUUGGGUUUUUUCGAGGCGCCACGAGCUUGAAAUCUGUGCCGACUGAGCAGGAUGUGGGCAGCGCCAGAGUUGGACACAGAGGGGGGUUCAUCAUCCGAAGAUGAGGGAGACAUUCAGUUUGAGAUCCUGGAAAUUCAGAGGGAUGAAGCCAAUCAGCGUCUCUCUGAACUAGAGGAAGUCUCCAAUCAGCUCUUGAAAGAGAUAAAUGUUCUGGAGGUGCAGUUCCAGAUUGAGCGCUCCUGCAGGGAGAGUGCCGAGGCGUUCGCUGUCAGAGUGACCAAGGAGAACAGAGUGCUGAAGCGGACGAGCCAGAUGAUGACGACGACGACGAUGCCGCUCAUCCCCGAGCUGCCCGAAAACUUGGCCGCCGCGACCCUCGACCCGGGGGCCGACCCCGCGGCGGACGGAGAUGAGGUCGAUGGUUUUGGCGGAGAGAGGCUGCUGCUGGACAAUCAGGCUCAGAUAGCAGAGCUGCAGGCAUCAGUGGACGCUCUGUUAGCUGACAAGCUGCUGCUUGAGCAAAAAGUGGAGGAUCUGACCAAAGAGCGGGUCCAACUGAGAGAGCAGCUCGUCCAGGAGGUCGAGGAGAAAGAGGCCAUACUGAGGAAAAUGAGCCAUCAGAACAAGACCAUGAAUAAAAUCAAACGUGUCUCCCAGCUUGUCACAGAAGAGUUCUCUGAAAUGUCUCAGAAGCUGGAGCUGGAGCAGGGCCUCCGGCAGCACGCCGAAGUCUUCGCCCACCAGAUGUUGGCGCAGCAGAAGGCAGAGACGCCGGCGGGGGGGUCCGCCGACCCCCCCGGCCCGCCGCUGCAGCAGCUGCAGCAGGCGCUGGAGCAGAUCUCCGGCGUCAGCGCGGCCCUGUGUGACAUACGCCGCCACUACCAGGACCCGGUGAGUCCGGGGAGUCUGGGCGCCGCCGCCGAGGCCGCCGCCCUCUCUGACCUGAGGGCGCGGCUGCAGCGCAGCGAGGAGGAGAAGGCGGCCCUGGAGGCGCAGCUGUCUGGAGCUAACGGCUGUGUGGCGCAGCUCCAGGAGGAAGUGAAACGCCUGCAAGAAUCAUUGAGCAGGGAGGAAGAACCCGAGGGGAACGCCACAGCUCCUCCUCCUCCUCCUCCUCCUCCUCCUCCUCCUCCUCUUCCUCCUCCCCCCACGGCCGUCACCAAUCCCCUUGAUUGCCUGAGGAGCAGGAGGAAAGAGAGAGCCACAAAAUCAGAUCCAAACAAAGCAACGCCGUUGUUGGACAUGAAGGCGAAGGCGGUGGAUGAGAUGAUGGAGAGAAUAAAGAAGGGCAUCGUCCUGAGGCCCAUGAAGAUUGCGCAGGACGACGACGGCUCGUGGAAGGACAAGAGAAAUGAAAACAGAAAAUCUGCCAUCCUGGAGUUGAAAGGAGUGCUGGACUCCGUGAAACGCCAGCAGGUCCGCAGGGUGCCGUCCAGGCGAGGACUGGGCCGCAACGUCCGGGAAGCGGAGCUCCUGCAGGUGCUCCAGAGGAGGAGGAGGGCGAUGGGGGAGGACCAGCACCAGACACGGGAACCCACUGCGGGUCCCCAGCGCGUCCCAGCAGCAGGAGCUGCUCCCUGGGCCGGCGAGAGCGGCACUGCGCCGGUGCUCCGGAGGCUGAAACAGAACCGAGAGAAGAGAGACUCUCGCAUCAGGACGUCGGCUCUCAUCAUCAACCAGCAAAAUUGACAGCUAUUGUUCAUUCCUUUUUUCUUCCUUCUUUUUUUUUGGCCUCAAAAGAACCAAUUAUAUCCUUCCAAGGUGUUUUGAAUGAAUAGCUUUUGUUUGAAUUUACAAUGUAAUGUCAGCUGAUAUUGAAAAGUUCAAAUAAAGCCUUGGGUUAUGGUGAAUAUAAUGUUCAAAAUCUAGCUAUUUAUCCUCCUGGGAGUGCCAGACGAAGAGGUUUACAUUGAAGAGAAGCGUU
Molecule: messenger RNA, 1994 nt
Organism: Pungitius pungitius (ninespine stickleback)
Lineage: Eukaryota; Metazoa; Chordata; Actinopteri; Perciformes; Gasterosteidae
Gene: shtn2
Product: shootin 2
Exons: 17
Coding region: 122-1759 (545 amino acids)
Biological process (GO): positive regulation of neuron migration; neuron projection morphogenesis
Cellular component (GO): cytoplasm; cell leading edge; axonal growth cone
Source: RefSeq, a predicted model, not a curated record